Messenger RNA from Peromyscus leucopus (white-footed mouse), 2604 nucleotides. It is a transcript of the gene Mif4gd, whose product is annotated as MIF4G domain containing. Lineage: Eukaryota; Metazoa; Chordata; Mammalia; Rodentia; Cricetidae. Bases 1485 to 2153 code for a protein of 222 amino acids. Gene Ontology annotation, molecular function: translation activator activity; protein binding; RNA binding. The transcript has 6 exons. The record is from RefSeq and is a predicted model, not a curated record. Gene Ontology annotation, cellular component: cytosol. Gene Ontology annotation, biological process: regulation of translational initiation.
CUGCCUUCUUAUAGAACUCAGGACCACCAGCCUAGGUUCACACACAAUGGGCUAGGAUCUCCCCCAUCAAUCAUUAAUUAAGAAAAUGCUCUCCAGGCUGGCCCACAGCCUGUUUGUAUGGAGGCAUUUUCUUAACUGAGGUUCCCACUUCUCACAUGACUUUAGUUUGGGUCAAGUUGAUAUAAAAUUGUCUAGCACACGGACCUGGACAGAUGGCUCAACAGUUAAGGGCACUGGCUGCUCUUUCAGACGACCGAGGUUCAAAUCCCAGUACCCACAUGGCAGCUCACAACUGUUUGUGAUCCAGCUCAAAGUGAUUUGACACCUUCAUAUAGAUGUAAAUGUAGACAAAACAUCAAUGCAUCCGAAAUAUGAAGAAAUCAUUUAAAAAAUGUCCAGCACACUACCAAAGUCCAACUUGGUGAAGAGGUUGACGACAGCUCAAGAAACUUGGAAACAUGGAGCACACCCAACAGCCUUCAGGCAGCCCAACAGAUUGAAGAGUCGGGCAGGUCAGCUGGUCGAAUCUCUUCGAGUCAACUUGACCGAUCUUGAGAGUAUUCUGGGCAACCCAGCUCAUCCCUGCUUCUUCCACAAAGCUGUGCUGACCCAAGCCUUUUUCGGGCAGCUUGGCAUGGGUGCAGCUUGGCAUGGGUGCCUCGCAGCAGUCCUCGCUGCUUACAUAGCCUAAGUAGGGAGGGGCUUCCAGGAGCCUUUGGGUUGUUCUCGUCCCUAGAACAUCCGGUAUCCCCUCUCCCCCAGCCCCCACCCCGGGUUUUUCGAGCCAGGGUUUGUUUCUCCUCCUCUCAGACGUCCCAUCUUAACGUGGAGGCUUUAGAAUCGGCUGUCUGAAUGUUUUAGUUUGCCUUUUUUAUGAAGUAAAUUCCAUGAGAACAUUGCCCUGCCCUCCGGAGUAUCUUUGCUGCCACAGAGGCGAGUUCUCUUGUACCUAUUACCAUGAGUGUUGUGACCACUCUUAAAACAGGCGCGAGCUUUGGCUCCUGGUCUCCUGAGGGGUAGGGAAGCCGCAGUGUUGCUCCCCCAUGCCCCCCAGGAAAGACCCAGGGCGCUCUCUCUCGGACUGCCCCUUUGAUUUAAAACUUACUUUGCCCAAGUGGCAGAGGAGGGAGUUGCAAGGAUGUGCCCCAGUCCUUCCACACCCUCUGCAGUAACCAACCGAACCCCAGAUGACGGUGCCCAGCCGUCUGCGAUUGACCCGCCCCUCCUCCGGGGCAGACCACGCCUUCCCGAGGCUCCUCCCACGCCGCACGGCCCGAGUCUCCGACCCAGUUCACCUGAACCCCACAAGGGACAUGGUGACCCUGGUGGGGGGUACGACCUGGCAAGACCAAGGGCUUCAUGCUGAACCGAGAGCAAGUCCGGCCGAGCACUCGAGGGCCUCUGCGGUCAGAAACAAGGCGGAGGUGCGCCCGGUGCUGGCAUUAGUUUCAGGCCAGUGAAAAGCUGCUGGGGCUUAGACCGUCAUGGGAGAGGCCAGUAGAGAUGAGUAUAAAAUCCAGUCUUUUGAUGCAGAAACACAGCAGCUGCUGAAGACCGCACUCAAAGAUCCAGGUGCUGUGGACUUGGAGAAAGUGGCCAAUGUGAUUGUGGAUCAUUCUCUGCAGGACUGUGUGUUCAGCAAGGAAGCAGGACGGAUGUGCUACGCCAUCAUCCAGGCAGAGAGUAAGCAAGCAGGCCAGAGUGUCUUCCGCCGUGGGCUCCUUGACAGGCUCCAGCAGGAGUAUCGGGCCCGGGAGCAGCUUCGAGCCCGCUCCCUGCAGAGCUGGGUCUGCUACGUCACCUUCAUCUGCAACAUCUUUGACUACUUGAGGGUGAACAACAUGCCCAUGAUGGCCCUGGUCAACCCUGUCUAUGACUGUCUCUUCCAGCUGGCCCAGCCUGAGAGUCUAAGUCGGGAAGAGGAGGUCGACUGUCUGGUGCUCCAGCUGCACCGGGUUGGGGAGCAGCUGGAGAAGAUGAAUGGGCAGCGCAUGGAUGAGCUCUUUGUCCUAAUCCGGGAUGGCUUCCUGCUCCCAAUAGGCCUCAGCUCCCUGGCCCGGCUGCUGCUGCUGGAGAUCAUUGAGUUCCGGGCAGCUGGCUGGAAAACCACUCCUGCUGCCCAUAAGUAUUACUACAGUGAGGUUUCUGACUGAGCUAGGCUCCACAUGUCUAAGGCUAUGCACACCCUCCUGAGACCCUCCUUUCAAGUUGGCCUCGUAGACCUUUCCAGACUCACCUUCCCUCACUCUGGAGUUGUGGAGACUGCCCUGUCCUUCCUCCAAGUCCUUUCAGCUUCUUUUUCCCACUUCUCCCUGGGCCAGGCAGGGAAAGGCAACUCCUAACAACCACUGAACUGUGUAACCACUGCUGCAAUACUACCUUGGUGCCUCAGUUUCCCCAUCUGUAAAAUGGGCAAUCAUAGCCAUUGGUGGGAUGCCUUGGGAUGUUAAGGGCAGAAAGAGUACAAAUUACAAGAGAAGUAGUGUUUUUUACAUUUUGUACAGACGACUGUGGAGGUAAGCCUGUGUACUCCAGUCAGUUUUCAUGAGUGACGGUGCCUCACCAGGUGGGAGGGAUUUCUAAUAAAUCUUUUCUGAAACCAAA